Adineta steineri is the source of this 690-nucleotide messenger RNA. The record is from the annotation of a GenBank genome assembly. Lineage: Eukaryota; Metazoa; Rotifera; Eurotatoria; Adinetida; Adinetidae.
AUGAAUAAUACAGAUAUAUCUAAAUCUUAUUCAUGGCCAAAUAUUGUUCAUGAAUGUUUUAUUCAACAAGCUCAAUUAUAUUCACAAAAAUUAGCACUUGAACUUGAUGAACAAUCACUUACUUAUAGUGAAUUAUUAUAUUCUGUAUAUUGUUUAACAAAUUACUUAAUUGAUAAAAUUCAACCAAAUAAAAUUAUAUGUCAAUGUGUUGAACGAUCUUUUAAAAUGAUUACUGAUAUGUUAGCGAUCUUAUCAAAUGAUGUAGUCUAUUGUCCAUUAUCACCUUUGGAUCCACCAGAACGACUUAAAAGUCUUAUUCAAGAUACAUCUACAAAGACUCUUCUUAUUCAUAGUUUUACUUGGCAAACAAUUCUAAUGACUCAUACAUCAUGUAAUCUUAUUAAAACAGAUUCAUUUAUUCUAUUCAAUUAUAUUAGUAAUAAUAAUGAGCAUCAUAUUACCAAGUCAAUAUCUGUUACAUCUGAUAAUAUUGCUUAUAUUAUUUUUACAAGUGGAAUAACAGGAAUAUGUAAAGCAGUUAUUAUUUCACAUUCUCAUAUACUUUUAUAUCUUCAACCGUCUGUUGGAGUUGAUGCAUUGCGUACAACUGAUAGACCUAUACAAUUAUCAUUAUGUACUUGGGAUGUUCAUAUUCAUGAAAUAUUUGAUACUCUUAUACUUUUACGUUGA